Capra hircus (goat) is the source of this 2401-nucleotide messenger RNA. It is a transcript of the gene ANGPT1, whose product is annotated as angiopoietin 1. The coding region runs from base 537 to 2030 and encodes 497 amino acids. NCBI's taxonomy places the organism in Eukaryota, Metazoa, Chordata, Mammalia, Artiodactyla, Bovidae. The record is from RefSeq and is a predicted model, not a curated record. Gene Ontology annotation, biological process: angiogenesis; Tie signaling pathway. Gene Ontology annotation, molecular function: receptor tyrosine kinase binding. The transcript has 9 exons.
GUCAUGCGCAUCUAGCCAAUGUGUAAGACGAUCCAGCCGCUUCGCUUCAAGCCAUCAGCAAUCCUUAGCAUAGGGGCACCCUCAUGCAUUCUUGUCAAGUCAUCUUGUGAAAGGCUGCCUGCUUCCAGCUUGGCUUGGAUGUGCAACCUUAAUAAAACUCACUGAGGUCUGGGAGAAAAUAGCAGAUCUGCAGCAGAUAGGGUAGAGGAAAGGGUCUAGAAUAUGUACACGCAGCUGACUCAGGCAGGCUCUACGCUGAACGGUUACACCGAGAGGAAACAAUAAAUCUCAGCUACUAUGCAAUAAAUAUCUCAAGUUUUUAACUAAGGAAACUAUCAUUACGGUGAAAUUAAAAAAAAAUACGAUUUUAGAACAAAGCUAAAAAUGGCUAGUUUUCUGUGAUUCUUCUACAAAACUUUCUUUGAAAGGGAAAAGUCAAACAAACAAGCAGUUUUACCUGAAAUAAAGAACUAGUUUAAAGGUCAGAAGAAAGGAGCGAGUUUUGCGAGAGGCACGGAGAGAGUGCCGGCAGUACAAUGACAGUUUUCCUUUCCUUUGCUUUCCUCGCUGCUAUUCUGACUCACAUAGGGUGCAGCAACCAGCGCCGAAGUCCAGAAAACGGUGGGAGAAGAUAUUACCGGAUUCAACAUGGGCAGUGUGCCUACACUUUCAUUCUUCCAGAACACGACGGUAACUGUCGUGAGAGUACGACAGACCAGUACAACACAAACGCUCUGCAGAGAGAUGCUCCACACGUGGAACAGGAUUUCUCUUCCCAGAAACUUCAACAUCUGGAGCAUGUGAUGGAAAAUUAUACUCAGUGGCUGCAAAAAAUUGAGAAUUACAUUGUGGAAAAUAUGAAGUCGGAGAUGGCUCAGAUACAGCAGAAUGCAGUUCAGAACCACACGGCCACCAUGCUCGAGAUAGGCACCAGCCUCCUCUCUCAGACCGCAGAGCAGACCAGGAAGUUGACAGAUGUUGAGACCCAGGUACUAAAUCAAACUUCUCGACUUGAAAUACAACUGCUGGAGAAUUCAUUAUCAACAUACAAGCUAGAGAAACAACUUCUUCAACAGACAAAUGAAAUCUUAAAGAUUCAUGAGAAAAACAGUUUAUUAGAACAGAAAAUCUUUGAAAUGGAAGGAAAGCACAAGGAAGAACUGGACACCUUAAAGGAGGAGAAAGAGAAUCUUCAAGGCUUGGUUACUCGUCAAACAUAUAUAAUCCAGGAGCUGGAGAGACAGUUGAACAGAGCCACCACCAAUAACAGCGUCCUUCAGAAGCAGCAGCUGGAGCUGAUGGACACAGUCCAUAGCCUUGUCAAUCUCUGCACUAAAGAAGUUUUACUAAAGGGAGGAAAAAAAGAGGAAGAAAAGCCAUUUAGAGACUGUGCAGAUGUAUAUCAAGCUGGUUUUAAUAAAAGUGGAAUCUACACUAUUUAUAUUAAUAAUAUGCCAGAACCCAAAAAGGUAUUUUGCAAUAUGGAUCUCAAUGGGGGAGGUUGGACUGUAAUACAGCAUCGUGAAGAUGGAAGUCUAGAUUUCCAAAGAGGUUGGAAAGAAUAUAAAAUGGGUUUUGGAAAUCCCUCUGGUGAAUAUUGGUUGGGGAACGAGUUUAUUUUUGCCAUAACCAGUCAGAGGCAGUACACUCUAAGAAUUGAGUUAUUGGACUGGGAAGGAAACCGAGCCUAUUCACAAUACGACAGAUUCCACAUAGGAAAUGAAAAGCAGAACUACAGGUUGUAUUUGAAGGGUCACACUGGGACAGCAGGAAAACAGAGCAGCCUGAUCUUGCAUGGUGCUGAUUUCAGCACUAAAGAUGCUGAUAAUGACAACUGCAUGUGCAAAUGUGCCCUCAUGCUAACAGGAGGCUGGUGGUUUGAUGCCUGUGGCCCAUCCAAUCUAAAUGGAAUGUUUUAUACAGCGGGACAGAACCAUGGAAAGCUGAAUGGAAUAAAAUGGCAUUAUUUCAAAGGGCCCAGUUACUCCUUACGCUCCACAACUAUGAUGAUUCGACCUUUGGACUUUUGAAGGCACAAUAGCAAUCAAGAGCAAUUAUAAAAGCCACCAAGAAAUCUGGAGAAGCCACCAGAUGAGAAACUGCUUGAAAAUUUCGGAAGCAAACAAUAUGGUCUCCCUUCUAGCAACAAGUAGCAGUUAUGUGAAGUCACCAAGGUCCUUGACUGUGAAUUUGGAACCUUUUGAGUUCACAAAGUCUCUGCUUGGGAUGAUUGAUUGUGUUCAUACGGCUUGACUAUAGACUGUCAUUCACUGUCAUGCUUUUAAAAGGGAAGAAACUGUUAAGCUCACUGUGCUUCAAACUACUACUGGAUUUUAUUUUGGAACUGUGGUAGCCAGAUGAUAAAUAUGGUUUAUUUCAUGUAAAACCAAAAAAAAAAAAA